Messenger RNA from Pyricularia pennisetigena, 783 nucleotides. RefSeq lists its product as uncharacterized. The coding region runs from base 1 to 783 and encodes 260 amino acids. The transcript has 2 exons. The record is from RefSeq and is a predicted model, not a curated record. NCBI's taxonomy places the organism in Eukaryota, Fungi, Ascomycota, Sordariomycetes, Magnaporthales, Pyriculariaceae.
AUGGGAAUCUCACAUUCGACCGCACGCUGGCUGGCGCCUCUAAGCUUUGUCGUAGACUUUGCGGCACAACAAUAUGGCAUCUAUGGCUCAUCCCCCAACAUGAAGCAGGUCCACGAUGGCAACAUGUCAUUCUUUUCUCCCCAGGCCUACUUUAUUGGGGCAUUUUUCUUCCCCCAGCAACUGUUUCAGCUCGCGUGGUUAUGGAAGCUUCACAAUGCCGAUCCGGAAGAGGAAGACACGAAGGAGAUGGUCGACUUUGCGCCAUUUUACGCGGCAGGAAACGUGCUCAUCGCCACCUGGAUGAUCUUUUGGUGCAAGGAUGACCUCAAGACCUCCAACUACUUUGUCAUUGCCAACUCCCUGAUGCAGCUCUUUUACGUCUUUGCACGGCUGCGGCCCAUGCGGCUCGACUCGACCCGCUCGAUCCUCAACCACGUCAACGCCAAGUCGUUCGCGGGAAUCGGCUGCUUGGACCUCCUGCACAAUACGGCCGCGGCUUACGCUGUCGGCCACCGCCCGUCCGGGGUGGUAAAGGCGUUGACCGCGGUCGGCUUCGGGGCUUUGGCUGCGAACAGCGACUGGAUCUUUGGCGGGUGCCUCGUGUAUGAUUUGGUCGCAUUGGCCGUGGGACAGUCUCAAUACGGCGAUGCAGGUUGGGCAAAGAUGCUCGGCGCCUACGCCGUUGGAACUGCUGGGAUUGUUGCGGCGCGGAAUUACUUUCGCCCACCCUACGUCAGGUCAAGCGGGUACGAGCCCGUUCGAGGCACAAGCCGGUCCACGUAG